Messenger RNA from Sturnus vulgaris (Common starling), 861 nucleotides. RefSeq names its product taste receptor type 2 member 2-like. NCBI's taxonomy places the organism in Eukaryota, Metazoa, Chordata, Aves, Passeriformes, Sturnidae. Gene Ontology annotation, cellular component: membrane. Gene Ontology annotation, biological process: detection of chemical stimulus involved in sensory perception of bitter taste; sensory perception of taste; G protein-coupled receptor signaling pathway. Gene Ontology annotation, molecular function: bitter taste receptor activity; G protein-coupled receptor activity. The record is from RefSeq and is a predicted model, not a curated record.
GCUUUCAUGGUUUGUGUGCUUUGCAUUGGCUGGGUCAAGAAGAAAACCCUGAACUCUAAUGAGAAGAUCUUGCUGCUGCUGGGAUGCUCCAGGUUUUGCUCUUUGUGCAUCUCAUGGGCAUAUUCAUUUCUCUCAAGAAUUUAUCCAAAUUACCUUUAUGUUCAUACCGUACUUCAACUAGCUGUAUUUUUUCAAGCCUUUUUUAAUCAUUGCAAUUUGUGGUUUUCUGCCUGUCUUUGUGUUUUUUAUUGCAUAAAAAUAGCCAAUUUCAGGAACAGCUUCUUCAUCUACCUGAAAGUAAAAAUUGACAGAAUGGUGAUGUGGCUCUUGUUGGGGUCAGGGAUUUUAGCUUUGGCUAUUGGCAUCGUUGCCUACAACAUCGCUGAUAAACCGCACUGCAACAACCACAAUUCUACCAGACCGGGCAAUUUUGGGAAAGCAAAUAUCAAAAUGGAUAAACAUUUUUUCCCUUCUUUUUUUUUUGCUGGCUGUGGAUAUGCUGCUUCAUUCAUGGCAGUCAUCUUUUCUGCUGUUUUCCUUCUAUUUUCUCUCUGGAAACACAAGCGUAAGAUGCAGACAAACUCCAUGAAGGACCUCAGCAUGGAAGCCCACAUCAGAGCCAUGAAAUCUAUUCUCUCCUUCUUAGUGAUGUACAGCAUUAACUUUGUAUGUUUGGUCUUAGAAAUGGUUUAUGUCACACAGAAGAUCAGUCAUAUGACAUUCCUCAUUGUAGUAUUUCAGUUCAUUUUUCCAGGUCUUCACUCCCUUAUUCUGAUUUUCAGCAAUCCUAAACUGGAAAAGGCACUGCUAAGGAUUCUUUCCUUAGAAAGAAGUCUGAGGCACAAGGUUUGCAUGAGUUAG